AUCUGAAGACUCAUUGGAGCUUGAAAGCUCAUUAAAACCUGAAGGCUCAUUAGAACUUGAAAGCUUAGUGGAAUCUGAAGAUUCAGUAAAACUUGAAGGUUCAGUGGAACCUAAAGAUGUAAGAUCUGAAAACUUACUAGAACUACUUGAAAAUAUACUUUUUCAAAAAGGCAAAGCCUACUACUCCCUUGAAGCUUUCAAAUAUAUGGCUAAUCAAUAUUCAGAAGCAAAGGGGUUUAAACUUAUGCGUAUUUCACCUACUGGCUGUGAAAUACCAAAAGAUAUUAAAGAGGAAAUUCUGCUCUUAAAAAAAGCAGGUAUUCCAACAUCACAAAUUCAAUCACUACUUGUAGCUCAUGAUUUUCUUCUCCUCUUGCAGCAAAAAUGUAGGAAUGAUCCUGAGUUUUCUUUUGAAUUUGAGUUAGACUAUAAAAACUCACUUAAUGCUUAUGAGGAAGCUGAGGAUAUUUCUGCAUACAAGAAGCUUAAAUUUUCUGCUGAAUGGAAUAAAAAGGAUAUGUAUAUGUAUGAAGAAAUAGCUAGUGAAAAUGAGUUGCAUCGUUUUAAAUUAUUAUGUUAUGAGAAAUCUGAUACUAUACAUUGGCAGAAGGAUCUGCCUGAAUUAGAGCUUGCAAAAGCUUAUAUUAAUUUUUAUAACUACUCACAAACUCAAGCCUUAAGAACUCUAGCAUUACAGGGAUCUUCUAGUGAAUCUUCUACUGAUCCUAAUAAAUGUGUGGACUUUACAUUGUAUCUCAAGGAAUAUUUAGAAGCUUUGUAUAUCAAUACUGACAGUAGUUCGAAUUCAACUCGUAUAGAGAAUAUGACAGCAUCUUUACAACUUCCAGUAAUUAAUAAUCUCCCUAAGAGCAAGGCAGUUGAAAGGUCAAAGAAAGGAAGGAUCAGAUCCCAAAAAGAGAAUACAUCUGUAGCUAUAGUGAAAAAGAAGCAUGGUCAACUAAAAAAAGCUUUUGAAAAAAGCUUAACCAAAAAUCAAAGUGAAAAUAACAGUCUGAGCUGCUUUAGAAAUAUAUACAGAGUGUGUAAUAAGGUCUAG
This is a messenger RNA of Scutellospora calospora, 1057 nucleotides long. The record is from the annotation of a GenBank genome assembly. NCBI's taxonomy places the organism in Eukaryota, Fungi, Glomeromycota, Glomeromycetes, Diversisporales, Gigasporaceae.